Messenger RNA from Suillus paluster, 657 nucleotides. RefSeq lists its product as uncharacterized. The record is from RefSeq and is a predicted model, not a curated record. Lineage: Eukaryota; Fungi; Basidiomycota; Agaricomycetes; Boletales; Suillaceae. The coding region runs from base 1 to 657 and encodes 218 amino acids. The transcript has 2 exons.
AUGCAUAAUCACUUGGAUCUGCAACGCCGACAGCAGAAUGGAACCGCUUCGGCUUCAGGUUCUGCGACAGUCUCUGGCUCGGCAUCCCUCGUGAAUGGGAGCACCCCAUUGCCAUCCGUCUCGGCGGGAGCUCCUCCUGGGGCAAUCACUAUAACCAUGCCUCCCAUCCAGUCGACCUCUUACUACAAACUUGCCCCCAGCGAAUAUAUUACGUUUGGGUGGAACUUUUCAAGCAUCAGUGUGGCACCCACCUCCCUCACCGUUGCAGCAGUAGGUGCAAAUGGGUACACAUACCCCGUGGGCCCAACCGACGGUGUCAUUCCGGGAAACGCUCAGAGCGUGGUGUGGUAUCCAUAUGGCUACCAGACCGCAGACCCUAGCCUUCCGCUGGUUCAGGCAAGCUACACUCUUCAUAUUUGGGGCGAUGGCGGCCCUAGCGCAGUGCCCACACCUGGUUACCUGGCUCCAUACAGCGGGCUUGUGUUCGCUAUAUAUACGCCACAGGCGUACACGCCAUUGACUAGUGGGUGGCAAUGUGCCGGAUGCUCAGGAGCGUUACCUCAGCUCAAAAUAGACUCUGCUCUUCCUGGUGUCGUCGCGAUGAUUGUCAUCAUGCUACUCUCUGGGUUCACUACCCUCCGCCGGGUUUGGGACUGA